Acanthamoeba castellanii str. Neff is the source of this 708-nucleotide messenger RNA. RefSeq lists its product as uncharacterized. Lineage: Eukaryota; Discosea; Longamoebia; Acanthamoebidae. The record is from RefSeq and is a predicted model, not a curated record. The transcript has 3 exons. Bases 1 to 708 code for a protein of 235 amino acids.
AUGUGGGCGUUCCGAGCAGCCAGGGAGCAUCAACUUGAGGCCCAAGAACGCAACUGUCGCAGUUACAAUCGCGACAAGACCGAUAAGCCGUUCGGUCUGGGCGAGAAAGUCUGGCUUCAUGUGCCGUCGGUGCGCAAGGAGCGCAGCAAGAAGUUCACGCGGCCGUGGCGAGGGCCCUAUCGAGUGGUUGAGAUUCGAGGUGGAUUGAACUACGGUCUGGUCAACACGCACAACCCGCGUGACCAUCAGUUCGCGCACGUCUCGCGGCUUAAGAAAUGGAUCGGCCCCACAGUGGACGACGGUGGAACUAGUGGUGCUCUUGGAACUACGAUGGAGUUGGCGGCGUUGGGCAUGUCGAGUGGAGGCGGCGGCGGCGGCGUCGAGCAUCGAGGCGUCACGGACGAGGCAGAGGAGGAAGGCGGGACGGCAGAAGACCGGGGGUCGGGUCUGACGGUGGGAGGGGAGCUCGCCUCGAUUACGGUUCCGAACUUCAAUCGAGCGGUCUCACGUUUGACGACCGUCACAACGGCGACCAUCGACCUGCCCUGGCUCAACCAGUCCACCCUCUACGAGCCCCCCGUGCGCCUGUGGGGUCACCACCUGGUGCAGAACGAGCUGGUGGUGGUGCGCAAGUUCAACGAGGUGGGCUACAUCGACUGGAUCGAGAACCUCGUGUGCUUCAUGAUCGAGCCUCAGGUCAUCUACUGA